Molecule: messenger RNA, 1467 nt
Organism: Colletotrichum acutatum
Lineage: Eukaryota; Fungi; Ascomycota; Sordariomycetes; Glomerellales; Glomerellaceae
Product: kinase-like domain-containing protein
Exons: 2
Coding region: 1-1467 (488 amino acids)
Biological process (GO): peptidyl-serine phosphorylation; peptidyl-threonine phosphorylation
Molecular function (GO): protein serine/threonine kinase activity; ATP binding
Source: RefSeq, a predicted model, not a curated record
AUGGCCUACGAAGAGGGCAUGUUUCAUCCUGUCAAACUGGGCGAUCAACUUGAAGAUGGCAAAUACACUAUCAUAAACAAACUUGGAAACGGCUCAUUCUCGACAGUCUGGCUUGCACACAAUUCCAGGACAGGGAAGAAGGUUGCUGUCAAGAUUUGUAUUCCUAAAAGUGAAGAUUUACCGACUGGAAACGAGACUGGUAUCUCCAAGGUACUGCAUGGCGACUCAAUCCAUGAUGGCCAUCGCAUGAUAGGCUGCUAUGACGGCGCCUUCCUUCACCAUGGACCCAAUGGGACACACGAAUGCCUCGUGAGCGAGCCGACACGUGCCACGAUAUCAGAGAGCAAGUUCAGAGGAUUCACUUUCUCUACGCAGGUUGCACGAGCGCUGGCGGCACAACUGGUGAUCGGGGUAGCCUACAUUCACUCAAAGCGUAUUGUGCAUGGCGAUCUCCACGGAGGAAAUGUUAUGCUGGCUUUGCCGGCCGGCGAGCUUGCUUCCCUGACCGUGGAAGAAAUCUACACGAAGUACGGGAAACCGACCAUUUUACCCAUUGACCUCUGUGUGGAGUCAACCGAUUUUCAUGAAGAGUAUCCUUUGCCCAAGAACGCGCCCCCAUCCAUGCUGUGGAAGAUGAGACUCACGCGGGGCUGCGAUGAUCUAGAGCUGUCGGAGGCGCGAGCACAAAUCAAGGAUUUUGGAGAGUCAUGGCAACCGGAGCUAGAGACACGAUAUGAACUCAACACACCUGAGAAAUAUCGAGCCCCAGAAGCAAUCAUUGCCAAGAAGCUGAAAAUCCCCAUCAGCUAUCCUGCUGAUAUUUGGGCGCUGGGAUGCUUCAUCUACGAGCUUUACGCAAGGAUGGACAUCUUUGCUACAUACACUCCCAAUCACGAUGAAGUCUUUGCUACAAUGGCCAAGAUGAUGGGCAAGCCCCCAGCAGCGUGGUGGGACGCCUGGGAAGACCGUGAAAAGCUCAUCGGCGAUGACUUGAACUUUCUCCACCAAGGUGUGCCGAUAAAGACUCUCACAGUAUACAAUGAGAAAGGGGAGGUCGUGCCUCAGCCUUCUCCGCAGGCCAUCACAAUCGAAUCACAGGUGUUAAAGGAGAUUCCUGAAGACCGAGGCAUGAACAGAAUCCCCGAAGAGAGAAACAUUGUACCAGAGGAGGAUUUACAGGAUUUGAAAACAAUGCUGCAGAGAAUCUUCCGCUGGAAGCCCGAAGAAAGAGUGACUGCAGAGGAGCUAAUGGGCGACCCAUGGAUGCAGAAAUGGGGCAUCCCAGCGAAGGAAGCCAUGGAGGAGGCUUACGAGAAGAGGCGCAAGGAGCACGAGAAGCCCCCGUUCUUGUUGAAGUCGAUGGCCAUUGGUUUAGCGGUUAGCACUCUCGACAGACUAGCCUACAUGCUGUCUGUAUUGUCUCCAACUUUUUGGUGGCGCAAUCUGAAGUGGGCUUUGGGGGCAUGA